AUGCAUGGAAGAGACGAUAUGCGCUACGAGGGAAAAAAACUGACGGAUCCAAUUAAUACCGCAGAGGACAAGUGGCGGCUCUUGCCUGCAUUCUUGCAAACAAAGGGACUGGUAAAGCAGCACUUGGACUCAUUCAACUAUUUUUUGGAAACAGAUAUCAAAUUGAUUGUCCAAGCUAAUGCAAAAGUAGAUUCUGAUAUCGAUCCGCAUUUUUUUCUUCGGUUUUUGGAUAUUCGCAUUAAACCACCUCAAGCUGAAGAUAUUCAAAAAGGUGUAGUGUAUGAACUCACCCCACAAGAAUGCAGAUUGCGAGAUAUUACCUACGCUGGUACAAUUUGCGUAGACAUUGAAUAUGUACGCGGGAAGCAAGUUAUUGUAAAGCGAAAUAUAGAAAUUGGCCGCAUGCCGAUUAUGCUUAAAAGUUCCUACUGCGUUUUGACCAACAAAUCUCCCGAUGAAAUUGCUGACCUUGGAGAAUGUCCCUUGGAUCCUGGCGGCUAUUUUAUUAUUCGUGGAACAGAAAAGGUCAUUUUGAUCCAAGAGCAGUUGUCUAGAAACAGAAUUAUUGUUGAAACAGAUCGAUUCGGCUGCAUUUGUUCCAACGUCACCAGUUCUACUCUUGAAAAAAAAAGUAAAACAAUUGUUGCUUGUGGUAAAACAGGCAAAAUGGUCCUCAAACACAAUUCACUGACAGCAGAAGUUCCCGUCACUGUCAUUAUGAAGGCAAUGGGAGUUGAAUCAGAUCGUGAAAUCGCUGAACUUAUUUGCGGUGAUGACCUCAAAUACUUGGCUCUUUUUUCACCUUCUUUAGAAGAAGGUGCUUCUUUGAAAAUUAGUACACAACGUCAAGCUCUAGAAUACAUUGGCGCCAAAGUCAAAGUCACCUUCAAAACUAACCGUGUCGGUAUUCGACGAGACUGGGUGGAAGAAGCUCGUGAUUUGCUUGCUACUACUGUUCUUGCACAUGUUCCUGUAGAAGCAGAUGAUGCUGGUGUUUUAAACUUUCGGCCUAAAGCUAUUUAUAUUGCACUCAUGAUUCGAAGAGUACUCCAGGCUGUCAAGGAAGGUGGUAUUGUCGACGAUCGUGAUUUUAUUGGCAACAAGCGUCUUGAACUUGCUGGACAACUCAUGUCACUUUUGUUCGAGGAUUUGUUUAAAUCAUGGAUAUCUGCCAUCAAGCGAGCUGUCGAUAUUCAGCUGAAACGAACUAACCGAACCUCACAAUACGAUGCUGCUGCUGCUGUGUCUCAAACAUCACGGUUUAUUACUGAUGGCAUGUUUCGAGCCAUUUCAUCUGGAAACUGGAGCGUAAAGCGUUUCAAGAUGGAGCGAGCUGGUGUGACUCAAGUUCUUUCUCGUCUUUCAUAUGUGUCUGCCUUGGGUAUGCUUACCCGUAUAAGUAGUCAAUUUGAAAAAACUCGAAAAGUGGCUGGCCCUCGUAGUUUGCAGACAUCACAAUGGGGCAUGAUCUGUCUCAGCGGAGAUACCGAGCAAGGUGAAGCAUGUGGUCUGAUUAAAAAUUUGGCACUCAUGACUUAUAUUACAACUGAUUCAAACGAUGUUUCUCUUCGCAAGUUGGCAUUUGUGCUUGGCACGGAAGAUAUCAAUCUUGUUUCUGGAUCUGACUUGUACGCUACAUCUGAGACCUUUUUGGUGUUUUUGAAUGGUGUGAUUAUGGGUGUACACCGAAAUGCCGAGCAGUUUGUAAGUGAUUUACGCCGACUGCGACGUGCAGGACGCACGAGUGCUUUUGUAUCUAUAUAUCGCACAGUUUCACAGCGUACGAUUAACAUUAGUAGCGAUGGUGGUCGUGUAUGCCGUCCAUUGAUUAUUGUUGAACGUGGAAUUCCUAAAGUCACUGAAGAGGAUAUUCGAGGUAUUAUCCACGGUAUACUUCGGUUUGAUGAUCUUAUAGCGCAAGGAAAAAUAGAGUAUCUUGAUACAAACGAAGAGACCGAUUCUGAUAUUGCUGUUAAAAUCAAUUCUGUGUUGAUUGAUCAACCCAACACUACUCAUUUGGAAAUCGCACCGUUUACGAUUUUAGGAGCUGUAGCAGGACUGAUUCCAUACCCUCAUCAUAACCAGUCUCCCCGUAAUACCUACCAAUGUGCAAUGGGUAAGCAAGCCAUUGGUACAAUUGCCUAUAAUCAGCUAACGCGGAUUGAUACGCUUUUGUAUUUAAUGGUAUAUCCUCAUCAUCCAAUGGUACGGACACGAACUAUUGAAAUGAUUGGGUUUGAUAAACUCCCUGCUGGACAGAAUGCAACCGUUGCAGUCAUGUCUUAUUCUGGAUAUGAUAUUGAAGAUGCGUUGGUACUCAACAAGGCUUCAGUAGAUCGGGGAUACGGACGAUGCCAGGUAAUGCGCAAGUCUUCUACAAUGAUCAAAUCGUACCCCAAUCAAACCUUUGAUCGACUAGCCGAUCCUGUUUUGGAUCCAUUAACUGGGCAAGUACAAGAGCGAUACAAUAUUUUGGACAAUGAUGGUAUCUGCGGGGUUGGAGAGCGAGUUUAUCCCAACCAAAUUGUGAUUAAUAAACAAACUCCGACCGAGACAAGUCCGCGAGUUAGCGCUCCAACCAAUGGUGGUGGAAGUGAUGACGAAUCAUCAGCGCCAAUGCUGGGUCGAGCUGUUGAUCCAUCUUCGAUUCCAUUUAAAAACACACCCAUGUCAUUCAAGUAUCCUGGCGACGCAGUGAUUGAUCAAGUUCUUCUCACUACCAACGAAGAAGAUCAAACACUGAUCAAAGUGCUGAUUCGCCAGACUCGUCGACCUGAGCUGGGUGACAAGUUUUCAUCACGACAUGGACAAAAAGGAGUGUGUGGUAUUAUUGUCAGUCAAGAAGAUAUGCCGUUUUCAGAAAAUGGUGUUGUUCCAGACGUGAUCAUGAACCCACAUGGUUUUCCUUCUCGUAUGACGGUUGGAAAAAUGAUUGAAUUGCUGGCUGGAAAAGCGGGACUUUUUGCUGGCCAAGUACAGUAUGGAACUGCCUUUGGAGGUAGUAAAGUGGAAGACAUGUCACGUAUUCUUGUUGAAAACGGGUAUAGUUAUUCAGGCAAGGACAUGUUGACAUCUGGUAUAACAGGCGAGCCCCUCCAAGCCUAUAUUUUCUUUGGGCCAGUCUAUUACCAAAAACUAAAGCACAUGGUGAUGGAUAAAAUGCAUGCACGAUCUCGUGGUCCAAGAGCGACACUGACUCGCCAACCAACGGAAGGUAGAUCUCGCGAUGGUGGAUUGCGUGUUGGAGAAAUGGAGCGAGAUUGCUUGAUUGGUCACGGUGCAUCGUCGCUGCUCAUCGAACGGCUCUUGUAUAGCUCAGAUGCGUAUGACGUUGAAGUAUGCUCCAGAUGUGGUAUUAUCGGUGCUUGGCAUGGUUACUGUCCAUUCUGUAAAAUGCGAUCAGGAGUUGUAACUGUGAAAAUGCCCUAUGCAUGCAAGCUGCUGUUUCAAGAAUUAAUGAGCAUGAACGUUGUUCCUAGAGUGCAGGUCGAUGACUUGAAAUAA
Molecule: messenger RNA, 3504 nt
Organism: Batrachochytrium dendrobatidis JAM81
Lineage: Eukaryota; Fungi; Chytridiomycota; Chytridiomycetes; Rhizophydiales
Product: DNA-directed RNA polymerase III core subunit RET1
Exons: 9
Coding region: 1-3504 (1167 amino acids)
Biological process (GO): DNA-templated transcription
Cellular component (GO): RNA polymerase III complex
Molecular function (GO): DNA binding; ribonucleoside binding
Source: RefSeq, a predicted model, not a curated record